Molecule: messenger RNA, 4695 nt
Organism: Sinocyclocheilus grahami
Lineage: Eukaryota; Metazoa; Chordata; Actinopteri; Cypriniformes; Cyprinidae
Gene: otud4
Product: OTU deubiquitinase 4
Exons: 19
Coding region: 328-4047 (1239 amino acids)
Biological process (GO): negative regulation of toll-like receptor signaling pathway; protein deubiquitination; negative regulation of interleukin-1-mediated signaling pathway
Molecular function (GO): K63-linked deubiquitinase activity; cysteine-type deubiquitinase activity
Source: RefSeq, a predicted model, not a curated record
AUAGAUGCAGCAUGGGGUGUGUAGUUUCACUUUCUUUUCCGCCUACAUCUCCCAGCGUUCACUCAGCUCCUUUUAUUUUCUCAACCGUGUCCUAAUGCCUUCAUAAAUCUACACAUUUACCUGCUUCUCUCUCCGGUGAUCGCUUGGAGUAAAAUAUUGCAGCAUUGGACGCGCAUGUUGCUGUCCAACUUUCCUUUGUGCUAAAUAAAAAGCGAGUAAAUCCAGUCCCUCAGGGUCCUUCAUGAGAGACCGGAGUGCAGGGAUGGUAAGCAAACCCUGUCUGCAGAUAUAGUGUGGUUUAUAUCGGGCUUGUAUCGUUGGGAGCGGAUGAUCAUGGAGCUCCGGGCGGCAUCGGCGGACGCGCAGCAGCAGCUGGCCGGUGACAGGACGCAUGAGAGCCGCAUGGACGAGUACCUGCGCUCGCUGGGCUUUUACCGCAAAAAGGUCGCCAAGGACGGGUCAUGUCUGUUCAGGGCCGUGGCAGAACAGGUGUUGCACUGUCAGGGUUUACACACACAGGUGCGAGCGACCUGUGUGGAUUAUCUGAGACUGAACCGAUCUACCUAUGAGCUGUUUAUUGAAGGCAAUUUUGAGAAGUACCUGGAGAAUUUACAGGACCCUCAGAGCUGGGUUGGACAGGUGGAGAUCACAGCUUUGGCUGAGCUCUAUAAGCAUGAUUUCGUUAUUUUCCAGGAGCCUGAUCAACCCCCCGUUAACAUCACAGAGAAUGGCUUCACUAAAAAGGUGCGACUGUGCUUCCUCAAUGGAAACCAUUAUGACAGCGUUUACCCACAAUCUUUUGAGAAAAGUGCUGCUAUGUGUCAGUCGAUCCUGUAUGAGCUGCUGUAUGAUCGAGUGUGUGGCGUCGAGCGCAGUAUUUUAGGUCCGUGUACGAAAGGAGGGAAAGGACGAGAUAAACUGGAUUCAGAGGAAUGCAAGAGCAGUGAGGAGUCUGACCUGGAGGAAGAUGAGUUCUGGUCCAGUGAACCCAGAGAAAAGCCAACCAAUGGGAUGAACAUCAGACCGCCGCAGAGGGGUCGUGGGAGGGGCCACUCUCGAGGAAGGGGGCGUGACCUUCUCUCCUCUAAGGCGCAAAAGUCCCUAAACCCCGCCCUCUACAGGAACGUGGAGUAUGACGUGUGGCUCCGUUCUAAACGAAUUCAGCAGCAGCGGGAUUUCUGCAUGGCCGCAGGAAUGCAGUACUCUGUCGGAGAUAAGUGCAAGGUGCAGCUGAAUAAUCGCUUCUAUAAUGCUUACGUACAGGAAGUCAGUCCUGACAAUGGGCCAGUCACUGUGUUUAUUGGGGAACUCAACAAACAAGAAACUGUGCCAUUGUUGAGUUUGCGUCUUCCAUCUGAAGAGACUCAGUCAUGGCAGACGGCAGAAAAGGGCAAAAGACAUGGUGCACCAAACAACAGCACACAGACGUCCUCCGAAUGGGAGAGCAGAGGAAGUCGGCGAUCAAACAAAAUGCCAUCUCAGUCGGCACCCAGCGGUCGUGUGCAUAAGCAACACUCCUGGCCUCCGCAGGCCACCUCAGAUGACACAAAAAACAAGUUCAGACGGUCCGAUCAGCGCAGCAGUCCUGUGUGUGUGCUUCCAGAGGAGGAGAACGCCAUUUUGGAGCUUCUGCAUAAAGACGAGCACAACUUCCCCUCACUGGGAACAAGCCCCCAAACGGCCACUGCUAGUGAAGUCAUAAAGAAAGGAGGGGAAAAGAGAGGUUCCCGGAAGAAGGACCAAAAGGAGCAUAUCUCAGAGACGGUUUUUUGGCUUUCAGAAACACCCCAGAGGCCUGUACAGAGACAGAAGAGCGCCACUGAAGAAAAACAUGGGAUAAAGGAUUCUGAGGAAUCAGGGCAGAAAUCUUCGUCAACAAUAAAAGAGAAAGUACAAGAGAAACCCAUCCCUGCCUCUCCUUUUCCACCUCCUGCUGUUAUUGUCUCAUCUGACCCCAAAAAAGCCCCAUCUUCAUCUCCGUCUGAAUCUGCUAAAGCCCUUGGUCCUAAUCAGUCUGCUCCUGAGGCAAUUAAAAAGACCACUAUCCCACCUAAGGCUAGCUCUGCUCGAAGCCCAGUUAGCAGUCAGUUUGCUCCGGUGUCCACUUCAGCCCCAUCACAGUCCAUCUCUGUGGCAGGAGCGGUCUCUGUUACCACCCCUGCCACUAUUCAAUCUAUGCCUGCACCGAAACCUACCCAACCCUCAUCCCAAACUGUCCCAGUGCCUACCGUAGUUCUGCCCAUUCCUAAUCUUAAUUCCCAGCCCACUCAAACACCAUCUCAGAUUAGCUCGGUUGCAUCUCAAAUCACCCCUGUCCAAGUACCUGCUGCUUUCCCAACUCAAACUACUCUGGCCCUUUCUGGCUCAGUCCCACGUGCCUCUGUUGAACCAAUCCUGUCCAUUCAAACCGCCCCACCAGCUUCUAUUUCCGCUCCACCAUGUAUACCAGCCUCUGCAAUACCUGUUUCUGCCCCAGCUCAAGUUCUUGCCCCUAUGUUAGAUGCCCCAGAUCCAUCUUCUACCACCCUUCCCAUUGAUGGAAGCAGUGGUCCACCAAUUGCAGAAAUAACUGUAGACCCUCAUACUACUGUGACACCAAUCCCUCUUUCCCAUGAUCCUCCCACCUCCAUCUCUCCUUCCUCUGGUCCUGCCCAUGCUCCACCUCCAGACUUGCCUCAGUCCUCAUUCAACUCAUCAGAUCCACGACCCUGUGAAACAGCCAUGCCUGCCUCUGGUGUAGCACCUGCUCCUGAGCUCCCAUCACAACCCCAACAACUCCCCUAUCCUCAUGUCCAAUGGUCUCAGCUCCUUCAGGACCCAGUUUAUCCAGGGUUCCCCAAAAACGAGAAGGGAGAGGUGGAACCGCUGCCCCCCUAUUCCUUCUCCCAAACAGGAGAAGACCUACCACAAGAUAUCAAUAUCCUCAGGUUCUUCUUCAACCUUGGUGUCAAGGCAUACUCUCAGCCGAUGUUUCCUCCCAUCGUUUAUCUGGGUGCGCUAAACCAAGCCUAUCAGAUGCACCUUAGAGGCCCUCCUCCUUCCUCGGACUCUCCUGCUAACCCCACCGUGACUUCAUGGCAACCAGAAAACCCUUCUCCUCCUCGGAAUUUGAGCUCCAUCCCUGACACCUCAUUGGACAGCCAUGCUCCUGUUGCACCUGUAGCAUCUGGUAGCGGCCCUGUUGGUCCAAUAGAGUUGGGAGCGUACAAUGAUCACCCUGUAUCCAUUCCGAUGCCGCUGCCACCAAUGGCCUGGCCAGCUUCCUCUGGUCUAAGUACCUAUGCUGGGUCGUACCCUCCAGUGCAGUUUUCAGCACCACCCUAUCCACCCCCUGGGAAUCAGAUGUAUCCGCCGACAUCUGUUGGGUACCACCGUAUACAACUUCCAAUGCCUCUUGAAGCCUUAAACCAUGGCCCUCAUGGCCGGAUGGAUUUCUUGCCGUUUGUUCCUCCAACAGUGGACAGAGGUCAAGGGAAUGGCCAGAGGUCUGUGAACCCCCAGUUUGGGUCCUUGCAGAAUACCGCUGGCUUUCCUGGAAGCCAACCUCAUUUGAGUGGUGGUGAUUACAAGCCUUUAGACAUUCCCGUUUCAGUGGCCACGAUGGAACCUCCACCCUUUAGUGGACAUUGUCCUGUUGCACAACCUUUUCAGAUUGGCCCAUUGCAAGGAGACAUGGCAGGAUUGACCCAUUUAACCAAUGGGAACUUAGGAAAACAAGGGGGACUCUUCCCAAAGAGCCUUCAUGCUGGUCUUAUUGCAGAAGACCCUUCUCGCUCCAUUCACCCUUAUUCUCCUAAUGAUAAGUGGUCGGUGGAAGAGAUGGAGUUUCACAAUGUGGAUCUCAGCACCACUCAGUCCUUUUACAGCCAGUCCUACAGGGGUGGAGGAAGACGUGGCCAAGAUGACAGAGGAGGAUAUCGAGGCAGGAGCCAUCGUGGCUGGAAAGAUUAUUCUGGCCGAGGCAGACAAGAUGACCAGUCAUUCUACAGAAAUUAUAUGAGACGAGGUGCAGGGCCAAGAGUAGAGAUGCAGUUACCAUAUCUGUGAUGCUGGAUAUACACCUUUUUUUUUGGUUUACGAUAUCAGAUACACAAAAUUUGUUGUUUUGAGUUUCUGGGUGGCUUUUGGCAAAUUAUAUUGAUUAGUAAUGUAUACAAUGCUUUUAAGUUUUCUGGCAUUUUCUCUCCCCACAUUGAUUAAAAGUAAAGCAACUGUUUCACCUGUUCCUAUUUCACUAAACCCCUGUAAAAAUGUAAUUGUGUGUUUGCAUAGGUAAUAAAAUCUUAUAAAUAUUUUUGUUUUCUUGUUCCUACAUGCACAGCAAAAGGGAAAAAUAUUGGUUUUAUAUUGCAUACAACUUAUCAGAUCUAUGUGCACUUCCUGUAAACACCGAAAUCUUUAUUUGCAUCUUUUAACGUGGGUAUUUUUUAGACUGGUUCUCAGAGGACUGUCCUAAAAGUCAGAUUUUUCCUGAAAAGCUCGUAAACAAUUCAGUUCAAUUAAUGGUGUAAUCAUAUCACCGGACGCAGGAAAGUGCCUUUUUGUCAAGUUUUUCUUUUUUUUUGUUGUUGAAAAUUUGGUUUUGAUUGAGUUUCUGACUGUUUCUUUAUUGCGCACCAUCAUCCCCCCAGCAGGGUUCUGGGGUAUCUGCUGAAUGAAUGUUGAUGCCAAAUGCCUGCAAUAAAAUACAUUUCU